AUGGCUCACUGCCACCCGAAGAACUUGGGAACGCUCGGCACAAGAGAGAAAGAAAGAGUGACCCUAGAAAUUGGUACUGGAGUUGUGUGUUGUGCACUCAGCAGGACUGUCAACUGUGCUUCAAUCAAACAAAUAAUGCCUUCAGCGGCGCCUCCAACUCUUCUGCUUCUCUCUCUCUCUCUCUCUUGCUCGACAGCAACUCAGGCUGACCACGGAGACUUCGAGCAACUCAGGUUUUAUGCUGGAGGGCAUUUAGCACAUUGCAUAAAGCUUAAAAAGUUGGUUUAUUGAUGGGGGUUUUAUGGUUGAGCUCAAGAAAUCAUGGGUAGCUUCGGUGACGAUGACAAAGAAUAUAGGUUUUCUUAUGCCUGCGAGAACAUUGCACCAGUGUCUGAUUCGGGUUCUGAUUAUGCGGAGUGCCUUGAUUCUAGCUCUGGGAUUGAUAAUGGGGUAUCCAGUAGUUUUCAGUACGAUGUAUGGAUUAGGAGUUGUAGAAGUCCUAUUGCUUUAAUGGUGUUUUACAUGUAUUGCUUUUAAUGUUCAAGUAUGCUUAUAAGAGAAAUAAGAGAUAAACUUAAAAUUGUGUUGGGUUCUUUCUUGCAAGAAUUUGUUUGAUAUCUGAUUUGUGGAUUUUUAUAUCGAUUGAUGGAUAUGUUUCUUUCGCAACCCAUUAUGUUGAUGUAGAUUGGAGGU
Molecule: messenger RNA, 693 nt
Organism: Ilex paraguariensis (yerba mate)
Lineage: Eukaryota; Viridiplantae; Streptophyta; Magnoliopsida; Aquifoliales; Aquifoliaceae
Source: the annotation of a GenBank genome assembly